CGGUGGUAAUAAGAGCGUCACAAAUCACAGCACUCCUGCUUUCACAAGUCAGAGGAGCAGAUCUCUUUGCAUGACAGAAAAACCAAAUCUUUGCUAUAAAAGAGGAUUAGUUUCAUGGACUAAGCAGUUGCAUGGACGUUUCCCAUGAAAUCUAAACAUUUAUGAUGCCAAAUUUAGGAUCAAAGAAGAAAGACAAUCUAUCCAGAAUGGACAGAAACACUGAGGAUUUGCCACAGUUGACCAAUGAGAUGCAGCUGAGCAUUAUGACCAAGGUGAAGAACGGAGAGUUGUCCAUCGAAGAUGCCCUAAACCAGGCCAUGAAAGGUCGGAAGCAGCUGGUCAAGCUGAAGAACCUGGCUCAUGAGAAACCUCAACUCUCACAGUGCAACUUCAGUGUUCACAAGCACAGCCACUACAGGUGGCAGAAGAGAGUUCUCCAGAUUGAUUUCAAGACCAAAAUGCUGUGCAGCAUCGAUAAAGGAAUCAUAAAGCGACAACUUUCCUUUUCCAGUGUCAAGGGUUGUGACGAUGGAGUGGGUUCCAGGUUCUCCAUUUCCUUUAAAGGACAUCAUGAUUAUGAUUUGGAGGCAACUUCACUGGAGGACAAACACAAGAUGAUGCAGCUGGUGAAUCAGAUCAUUUAUGGGAACAUAUACAACGAUCCUGAAGAGGAUGAUGCAGAAAGAUUUCAGCAGCCUCAAGCAUUACAAAAUCUACGGGAAGGCGUCUUGUUCCUGCACAGAGGGGGGCUGGCAUCAGUCAAAUGGGUGAAAUAUGAGGUCCAUCUCCACCUAGGUCAGCUGACACUGAUCCCCUACAGGGGCCAAGACCCCGCUGACGGCGAGGUGACAUCCACAGUGCCCGUUUCCAUCGUGGUUCACCUGUCAGACGGCGACACCAGCGUACAGAAACCUCCCAGCUCUGACACUUUCACCCUGAUCACCCACAAAAACGAGUACCAGUUCCGGGUGCCUAAAGCGGAUGAAGCAUCUCCCCCUGAGGCUGUCCAGAGGGAGCGAGACGCUUGGGUCCAGGCCAUUGACAAACUGUGUUCAGACUGGAAGAAGAAGUCAAAGGGCAAACACAUGUUGGUGGAAACAAAGGGUCCACAAUGUCUCAGCAUGGCCGAAGAAACAGAGGACACUGACAAAGAUCUUGAUUCAAGCGGUGGAAUGGGCGAUAUGAAUUAUCCUCCAGUUGAUUAUACAAAUCCCACUUCUGGCAGUGGAGACAAUUUAUCAGCCGGGGACACGAGUCAAAGUCAUCCCUCAUCCGGUUUUGUAAAGCCUGUUCCCAAACCUCGCAGCACGAAGAAACCUGCAGUUAUCAAGCCUGAUAUUUUGCCUCCCGUGCCAUCACCUGGUGUUGUUGCCGUAUCUUCUCCCACCUCCCCUCAACCCUCACCCUCCAACACUGCCCUCACAUCCUCUCCCAAAGUCCCAGAGACUCCUAACCAGGAAUCAGGCUCCAUAGUUCCAAAAGGGCCUCCACCGACGAUCAUCCCACCCCCCCCACCUUUGGCCUUCAAAUUCCCUAUCCAGUUGGGAAAACCAUGCACCAAGGCUUUCCACUGGGACAUAAUUACCUCAGAGAAGAUUGCAAAAUCCUUUUGGAUGCAAGAAAGCACCAGGAGGAUUGAAAUCGAUACAACGCGCUUAUAUGAGCAAUUUUCCGUUAAAGAUCUGGGGAUGUUUAGUGCGGCUGAGUCGACCAACACCCAGGACAUUAUGCUCAACCGGAAGAUUGCACACAACUUCAACAUUUUCCUCAAAAGUUUUCCUGUGAAACCGGGCGAGUUGAAGGACAAACUGUUCAUCGUUAAUGAGGAAGACGGAGGCCUGUCUGAUGAGCACAUCACCUCUCUGAGGAGGUACGUCCCUACGUUGGAUGAUGUGGAAAUGUACAAAUCCUACAAGGGACCUGUGACAGAGCUACAUAUUGUGGAUCAGUACAUGAUGGAGAUGUGCAACAUCCCCUGCCUGAACACGCAGCUCGACCUGCUGCUGAUUCUGAGAGAGCUUCCGAUCAGCAUGAACGACCUGCAGCCUCUGAUUAACCAGAAGAUCAGAAUGUGCACGCAGCUGAACAACAGCAGGUCAUUUAUUUCUGUGCUGGAGUACCUCCUCGCCAUUGGCAAUUACCUCAACGAGAACGCCCGGAAGGAAAAGGCCAAGGGAUUCCGCCUCUCCUCCUUAACUAAACUCUCCCAGCUCCGUGGGAGGGACAGGAAAUUCACCUUGGCCCAUGCCCUUGUGGAGCAGAUCAUGUUGCAUGAACCGUGCCUGGCCACUUUUCCUCAGGAGUUGGCAGAAUUUGAAACUGUCCCUGGAGCUUCCAUCAAAGGCCUGACCGCAGAAGUAGAUGUCCUGAAGAAUGAACUGCAGAAAGUCAUUCAGUACAGGAAAACCUCCAAGAAGAGAAAUGAUGGGGUUCACCCAAACUUCUCUAAAGACCUGAAGUUGGCAAUUGAGAAAUAUAACACGGAUCUCUCUGCACUGACGAAGACGUGUGAGGAGAUGAAGAAACUCUACUCCGUCAUUCUGGUUAAAUUCGGCGAAAUGGCGGAUCAAGACUCUCAGGAACUCUUUGGGUUGAUCUGUCAGUUCAUCCACGACUUCAAGCGGGCCCAUGCUGAAAUCAUAUGAGUGUGAGACUGCAGUGAUGCCUAUUAAACAAGUCUUAUUGUCUUAGUCACAGAUCAGAGAGAUUACAACACAAAAAAACAGGAUAUAACUGUUAAUACAGCAUUUGAUAUUGAAGAUUGAGUCAAAUAUUGCAUGGAUUAAUAUUUUCAGUAGCAGAUUGUAUAUUUUUCCUGUUGUACAGAUAAUGUAUUUUAUAAUGGGGUCUGGAUGCAAGUCAUUGUAAGACCAUGAAUACACCAUGAGGUGUAUAGUUAUGCCCAUGCAGCUGGAUAAAAGGAUGUAAGUGGAAAUUAUUUUAUGAAUAUAAAACCAAUCUAGUAUGUUGCAUUAUUUCAUGUGAGAAGUUUUUUUUAAAUUUUGGAUUGACUUUGUGUGUGCUUACAUUUAUUUUGAGACGAAUCAGUUAUGCAGGAUAUUAAACUCCUGGGUUGGAAGAAGCUCAAGUGUGCUGCUAAUACCCACAGCUGUAUGCUGGCAGACGCACAAAACAGACAUUACUAUGGAAGCCAGCUGAGGCUGCUGUACUUUGGGUGCGUGAUUAUUCUGAACAUGCAAUUGUGCUGUGGUCGGGGACGUUCCCUUUCUGGGGCUCCAUGAGGAGCUCCAAGGCUGUCUCUGAUUAAGGAACAGAGCUGCACUGUUGCAUGAUGAGGAACACAAGAUUCCCCUU
Molecule: messenger RNA, 3315 nt
Organism: Etheostoma cragini (Arkansas darter)
Lineage: Eukaryota; Metazoa; Chordata; Actinopteri; Perciformes; Percidae
Product: protein diaphanous homolog 1
Exons: 17
Coding region: 162-2645 (827 amino acids)
Source: RefSeq, a predicted model, not a curated record